AGCUGCCCGCGAGCUGGCCGCGGUCCCGGCGGGGGGAAUGUGCGGGGCGACGGCUGGGCCGGCGGGGCCUCGGAGCCGGACAGAGGCCGGCCGAAGACGCUCCACCCACCUGGGCCUCGACCCAGUCUCCAUGGGCUAAAAAUAUUGCCCCAGGCUCCUGAGUGCAAUCAGAUCGCGCUAAGUAGGGCACGACGCAGAGGUGACGGAGGGGCCCGCCGAGCUGACUCCCUGCCGAACGCCGCGACGCCCACGCCGGCUGGGCAGCUGGUGGCCUCCCUGUGCCCCGGCAGAUACCUGUGGGGGCCAUUAUGAAGCUGAAAAAGCAGGUGACAGUGUGUGGGGCUGUUACCUUCUGUGUAGCAGUCUUCUCACUCUACCUCAUGCUGGACCGGGUGCAGCGUGACCCCUCUAGACACCAGAAUGGUGGGAACUUUCCCAGGAGCCAAAUUUCUGUGCUGCAGAACCGCAUCGAACAGCUAGAGCAGCUGCUAGAGGAGAACCACGAGAUCAUCAGCCACAUCAAGGACUCGGUGCUGGAGCUGACAGCCAAUGCAGAGGGCCCGCCUGCCUUGCUGCCCUACCACACAGCCAAUGGCUCCUGGGCUGUGCUCCCAGAGCCCCGGCCAAGUUUCUUCUCCAUCUCCCCCCAGGACUGCCAGUUUGCUUUAGGGGGUCGGGGCCAGAAGCCAGAGCUGCAGAUGCUAACGGUGUCAGAAGAGUUGCCGUUUGACAAUGUGGAGGGAGGCGUGUGGAGGCAAGGUUUCGAUAUCUCCUAUAGCCCAAACGACUGGGAUACUGAAGACCUGCAGGUGUUUGUGGUGCCUCACUCUCACAAUGACCCAGGCUGGAUCAAGACCUUUGACAAGUACUAUACAGAGCAGACCCAGCACAUUCUCAAUAGCAUGGUGGCCAAGCUGCAGGAGAACCCCAAGCGGCGUUUCCUGUGGGCAGAAGUUUCCUUCUUUGCCAAGUGGUGGGACAACAUCAGCGCCCAAAAGAGAGAAGCAGUGCGAAGGCUGGUGGGAAAUGGGCAGUUGGAGAUUGCCACAGGAGGCUGGGUGAUGCCAGAUGAAGCCAACUCCCACUACUUUGCAUUGAUUGACCAGCUCAUAGAGGGACACCAGUGGCUGGAGAGAAACCUGGGUGCAACCCCUCGAUCUGCCUGGGCAGUAGACCCCUUCGGACACAGUUCUACCAUGCCUUAUCUGCUGCGCCGUGCCAACUUAACCAGCAUGCUGAUUCAGAGGGUGCAUUAUGCCAUCAAGAAGUACUUUGCUGCCACCCUCAGCCUGGAAUUCAUGUGGAGGCAGACAUGGGAUUCAGACUCCAGCACAGACAUCUUCUGCCACAUGAUGCCCUUCUACAGCUACGAUGUUCCGCACACCUGUGGCCCAGACCCCAAGAUUUGCUGCCAGUUUGAUUUCAAACGCCUGCCUGGUGGGCGCAUCAAUUGCCCUUGGAAGGUGCCACCGAAGCCCAUCACAGAAUUCAAUGUGGCAGACAGGGCAGCCCUGCUCUUGGACCAGUACCGGAAGAAAUCUCGACUGUUCCGAAGCAAUGUCCUACUGGUGCCACUGGGCGAUGACUUCCGAUAUGACAAGCCCCAAGAGUGGGACGCCCAGCUCUUCAACUACCAGCGGCUCUUUGAUUUCCUCAACAGCAAGCCAGAGCUCCAUGUGCAGGCCCGGUUUGGAACCCUCUCUGAGUAUUUUGACGCACUGUAUAAAAGGACAGGAGUGGAGCCAGGGGCUCGGCCCCCGGAAUUUCCUGUGCUCAGUGGGGAUUUCUUCUCCUAUGCCGACCGUGAGGACCAUUACUGGACAGGCUAUUACACUUCCCGUCCUUUCUACAAGAGCUUGGACCGAGUCUUAGAGGCCCACCUGCGUGGGGCAGAGAUCCUCUACAGCCUGGCCAUGGCUCAUGUGCGCCGCUCUGGACUGGCUGACAAAUACCCGCUGUCUGACUUCGCCUUUCUGACGAAAGCCCGGCAAACCCUGGGGCUCUUCCAGCACCAUGAUGCCAUCACUGGCACUGCCAAGGAGGCAGUGGUAAUAGACUAUGGGGUGAGGCUGCUACGCUCCCUGGUCAGUCUGAAGCAGGUCAUUAUCAAUGCUGCUCACUAUCUGGUGCUGGGAGACAAGGAGACCUACCACUUUGACCCCAUGGCACCCUUUCUUCAAAUGGAUGAGAAGCGCGUAAGUCACGAUGCCCUGCCAGAGCGCACAGUCAUCCAGCUGGAGUCCUCACCCAGGUUUGUAGUGCUCUUCAACCCUCUGGAACAAGAGCGGCUCAGUAUGGUGUCCCUGCUGGUCAAUUCUCCCCGGGUGCGCGUACUUUCAGAGGAGGGUCAGCCCCUGUCUGUGCAGAUCAGUGCACACUGGCGCUCCGCCACUGACGUGGUCCCCGACGUCUACCAGGUGUCUGUGCCCAUCCGCCUGCCAGCCCUGGGCUUGAGUGUGCUGCAGCUGCAGCCAAGCGCGGAUGGGCCUCACACACUACCCUCCUCUGUGCGCGUCUACCUGCAUGGCCUGAAGCUGUCUGUCAGCAGGCACGGAACAUUCCCUGUCCGGAUCAUCGACUCAAGCACCAGGGACUUCGCCAUCAGCAACCGCUACAUGCAGGUCUGGUUCUCCGGCCUUACUGGCCUCCUCAAGAGCAUCCGGAAGGUGGAUGAGGAGCAGGAACAGCAGGUGCAAAUGCAGUUCCUUGUCUACGGCACUCGUUCAUCCAAAGAUAAGAGCGGAGCCUACCUUUUCCUGCCCGAUGGCGAGGCCAAGCCCUAUGUCCCCAAGAAUCCCCCUGUGGUGCGUGUCACCGAAGGCCCUUUCUUCUCAGAGGUGGCUGCAUACUAUGAACACUUUCACCAGGUGAUCCGGCUUUAUAACCUACCAGGAGUAGAGGGGCUAUCUCUGGACGUGUCCUUCCUGGUGGACAUUCGGGACUAUGUGAACAAGGAGCUGGCUGUGCGCAUCCACACGGACAUCGACAGUCAGGGCACCUUCUUCACUGACCUCAAUGGCUUCCAGGUGCAGCUCCGGCGGUAUCUAAAGAAGCUGCCCCUGCAGGCCAACUUCUACCCUAUGCCAGUCAUGGCCUACAUUCAGGACACACAGAAGCGCUGCACACUGCACACUGCACAGGCACUAGGUGUCUCCAGCCUCAGUAAUGGCCAGCUGGAGGUGAUCUUGGACCGACGGCUAAUGCAGGAUGACAACCGGGGUCUAGGACAGGGGCUCAAGGACAACAAGAUCACCCGCAAUCACUUCCGUCUCCUGUUAGAACGGCGAACCGUGGGCAGCGAGGUUCAAGAUGACCAUUCUACCAGCUACCCAUCCCUCCUCAGCCACCUGACCUCUAUGUACCUCAACACGCCCCCACUUGUCCUGCCCGUGGCCAAGAGGCAGCUCCCAGGCCCUAGUCUGCGCUCGUUCCGCCCUUUGGCUUCUAUACUGCCUUGUGACUUCCACUUGCUUAACCUGCGCACACUCGCGGCUGAGGAGGAUACCUCGCCCUCAGCAGAUGCCGCCCUCAUCUUGCACCGCAAGGGUUUUGACUGUGGCCUUGAGGCCAAGAACUUAGGCUUCAACUGCUCCACAAGCCAAGGCAAGGUAGCCUUGGGGAGCCUCUUCCAUGGCCUGGAUGUGGAGUUCCUGCAGCCAACCUCCUUGACGUUGCUAUACCCUCUGGCCUCACCUUCCAACAGCACUGACAUCUCUGUGGAGCCCAUGGAGAUUGCCACCUUUCGCCUCCGCUUGGGUUAGGUGAGGGCUUCUGUGGCCUGAAGAGAAAGCUCAUCUACAGAGACUGCCUCUUGUUUGACACCAAGAUCACUGGGUAUCCCGUCCUGAUGUGCCCAUGAGAAUUGUGACAGACUGGGUUCUGCCCUCACUCGCUUUAUUGCUGCUGCUUCUGUGUUUGGGGCAACCCAUAGACCCAGUAGUGGGCAUGUGGGGCAGAUGCCAAUGAGACAAGGGAGAGGAGCCCCUUGGUCAGGGUGAGCCAUGCCAGACUUUCCUUUGGGUGGUGGGUGGUUGCCCAGCCGAGCACAGAUUCCAAAUCUAUCCUUUCCCCAAAAUGGGAAGUAGGAGUGGGGCAAACAGAAGAGGUCAGGGAGGCUGAGUGGUAAUGGCUCAGCGUCAGGUGACUGCACACUGGAGCCAGCUCUAAGGGAACCCUAUGAGGAUGCAGAGCCCAUGCAUCCUGGUGUGAGGAGCAGGAGCAGAGUGGUUCUGGGAGGAGGGAGAGGGAGGAAUCCGUUUCUCCUGAGAGCCUGAAAGCCUUGCUGCUUUCUGUAGCGGCUCUAUGCUAAGUGCUACCUGGCCAGCCUGCCCUGCCAAGGGGCUGCAGGGUGGCGGUAAAGAUUUGCUAGAGACUGUCAUGGCCAGAUGUUCUAGGACACUUCAGGUCCCCAAGCCCGUUCCAUAUUGGAUGCUUGGUGGUGUGUUCAUUUGUGGGGUGGUGGCAGUGGCACCCUACCUGCCUCCUCUGUUCCCUUCGUGUACUGUCCUCAUGAGCUCCUGUCAUGGGGUUUGGUUCUGGAAAAUAAGAAAGUGGAGCCUCUGAGACCCCCGUGCUUGGUCAGCUUGAGAAGGUGUUUGGCACCGGGUCUGCCUAUCGAGCUGGGAAGCUUCACACUUGGGUCUGUCUACAGACAUACUCCUUCUGGCAUGCAGGACGAGGAGGACGGAGACUAGAUCAGGAGACCAUAUGUUGCUCACAAGCCCUCAUUUCAACAUUGGUUAACAAACAGUUAUAACCAUUUCUACAGAUGCUGAAAAAAUUCUUGGCAAAAUUUAGACUCUAUCCCUUAUUAUUAAAACUCUCAGUCAGUGAAGACUAUCAAGAAACAUCCUCAUCUAGAUAAAGGCCUGUUGGAUCCUGAAAAUAGCAUCCUAAAGAAUCAAGUAGUGUUAAAAAAAAAAAGUGAAUCAAAUAGUGCAGGCAUUCCCACCAGAGUUCAGCUAGCUAGGGGCAUGCUGUCAUUUAGUAAUGUCCUGGUACCACAAAGCCCUAUUGAAGGAGAUUAUAAUUGCCACAGUUUUUAGACCGCACAGCUUCCUACCGGUGAGAGCUGAGUCGACUGAAGACCCGCUGGGCAUUCUGUGAGCUGCCCCAGUGCUGUACACGAUCCUGGAAAGGCUUUGGUUCUCCCUAAACCAGCCCAUAGAGUCAAUGUAAUUCCAGCAAGAUUGGGUCCUUUUUAAAAUUCAGCAGGUUCUGAAGUUCGUUUGGAAGAGUAUAGGUACAGGAAUAUCAGAAGGUUCUGAGUGGUGAUGGUGAUGUGCUGGCUGGUGGUGCCAAGGUAGGCAAAAGCUCUGUCCUACCACAAUUCCCAAAGGACUGGACCGGUCUCUCUCGGCCGCAGGAAUUCAGUGAGCUUGACACACUGGGCGAGACAAACCAACAGGGAACAUGGCAAGUUCAGAGCCAGACCCAGCUACUUGGAAACUUGAUAUAUGAUAAAAAAGGAAUAUUUGAAGUGGGGAAGAGAUGGAUUUUAUUUAAUAAAUAGUACUUUGAGACAACUAGCUAUUUGUUAGUUAGAUCUCUACCUCAGUUUCCACAAAAGCUAGAUCUUGAGGGAAAGAACAAAACUGCAAAAUUAUUCAAGAAAAUAUAUUUUUAUACCUCUGCUAUGGGAAGAUCUUUUCUAAACAUAGGAUGAAACAUAAAAAGACAUGCUAGGGGAAAAGAUAAACAGGUUUUGCCACAAAAAAAAAAAUAUUGAAAGUGUGCUAUGGGAAACAACAAGAUGAAAACACAAAUGUGAAAUAGAGAAAAAUAUUUGCAGCACCUGGAAAAAAAAAAAAAGCGAAUCUACUUAAGAGGAAACCUUGCUUUGGGGUUCUAAGAGGGCACCAUGAGGACCUGCUGAGCAGCCAUGUGAAGACGGGAAGUGACAGGGCUGAAUCCCAAUCCCAGCAGGUCCUCCAGCCUCUGCAGCCAGCGUCAGGCCACACAGUUGUGGACUCCUGCUCAUGCCAUGGUAGAAGAAAUAGGAUUCUCAACAUGAAGUGCUUAGUAUGGAACGUGGUAUGAGCUAUAACUCUUAGUAAAGGAUGCUAAGAAACUCUUACAGCAAGUGUUACUUGCUAGCAUAUGGUUUGUAAUCAGAUAAUAGGGGAGAAUCUGUGAACUCCUAAGAAAUUAGCAGAAUAAAGGCUAUUCUUUGGAGGUUUUA
Messenger RNA from Jaculus jaculus (lesser Egyptian jerboa), 6181 nucleotides. It is a transcript of the gene Man2a2, whose product is annotated as mannosidase alpha class 2A member 2. The transcript is spliced from 24 exons. Bases 309 to 3761 code for a protein of 1150 amino acids. Gene Ontology annotation, biological process: protein deglycosylation; mannose metabolic process; N-glycan processing. The record is from RefSeq and is a predicted model, not a curated record. Gene Ontology annotation, molecular function: carbohydrate binding; alpha-mannosidase activity. Gene Ontology annotation, cellular component: Golgi membrane. NCBI's taxonomy places the organism in Eukaryota, Metazoa, Chordata, Mammalia, Rodentia, Dipodidae.